AUGGUAGAAAGGCUGUUCACCAGAGACUUGGACCUCUUGGAUGAUACAAGCACGAGCAACCGUAAGUGUAAUGUUACAAAUUUAAUUAAUGAAAGGGACUCGUUCUCCGAUGACUUGCCGAGAUCGGUAGAGUAUGAUUUGCUGCCAACUAUAAACGAAAAUUUAGAGGGAUUCCAGUCUACGGCAAGAGAUGAAGCGAUACUGCGGACGAGGUUCAGAACACGUAGAAAUUCGCAUCCAAUCAGCUUUUGCGAGGGCCUGACAAGGACUUUCAAGCUUUCUGGAGGUGGAUUAAAAUGUAAACAAAGCCAGACAAAGUGUCGAAAAUGCGACUCAAGAGAUCCUAUGCUCAGCUUUAAAAUACUUCCCAAAGAAGAUAAUAUCGUUUUCGACAAGCAUAAACUUGAUAAGAUCGAGGAAGGGGAUUCAAUGACGGAACCAAAUGAGCAAAAUGAUGCAGAUUGCGAAGAAGAAUCAUGUGAGAGACACAUUAUUGAUAUGCCGAAGUACUCGAAGAAUAUGGGCCUGACAGGCAGAAGAAGCAGUUAUCCGAACGACUCGACAGCGUUCCAGCAAGGAAAUACGUUAGCACAGGGCAUCAGGCAUUUUACACAAUGUCAAGAGGAUAUAGUGUCCAAAUGGAUAAAAUUCUUUUGA
Paramuricea clavata is the source of this 657-nucleotide messenger RNA. The record is from the annotation of a GenBank genome assembly. NCBI's taxonomy places the organism in Eukaryota, Metazoa, Cnidaria, Anthozoa, Malacalcyonacea, Plexauridae.